Molecule: messenger RNA, 744 nt
Organism: Penicillium daleae
Lineage: Eukaryota; Fungi; Ascomycota; Eurotiomycetes; Eurotiales; Aspergillaceae
Exons: 2
Coding region: 1-744 (247 amino acids)
Source: RefSeq, a predicted model, not a curated record
AUGGUAUCUGAACCUCUCCGUAUCGGCGUUCUCCUUGUCAAUUGCGUUCAACUGCUGGACCUCGCGGCCUUAGACUUGCUUUACAUGGCCAGUCCCGAAUGGCUCGAAGAUAUUGGAAUGCCAAAACACCUCGCUGAUCUCGGUCGUCCGUGCGAGAUUCACUACAUCGCUCGUGAUGGCCCUGACAAGAUGGCCUCCGUCACAUCAGAACUAUCCAUCCGCAUCACCAAUUCAGUGAAGGACUUGGCCGUUGCACCAGGCAAGUUGGACAUCCUUUUCCUGCCAGGUCCCUCUCCCCGGGUCAUGCCGCCGGCGGAAGAGUACCUAGACUUCGUUCGGAAGCACAAUGCGGCGGGAACGACGAUCAUGACUAUCUGCACCGGAGCAUUGGUUGCUGCACACGCAGGCAUCACCAAGGGCAAGGUCAGCACCUCGCCCCGAUUUUUGAUUCCAUACUUGAAGAAGCAUUUCCCGGACACCAAACUUUGGGAUGAUACCAUGCGGGUUACCCAUGAUGGAAACCUUUGGAUGAGCGGCGGUAUCACCAAUGGCCAUGACUUGGUGGCCGAGUAUCUCCGAGAGAAUUAUCCAGCUCCCCUUGUCAACACAGUUCUCGGUGCGGCGGAUCUUGCCCCACGUUCCCUUCACUACCAGACGACCGCAACCCGCGACUCGGCUUUCUUCGGGUGGCAGAUCAUUAGGGCAAUUCCCAGUUCGAUCUUGCGGAUGCUUGCCGCUCAUUGA